This is a messenger RNA of Adineta steineri, 1419 nucleotides long. The record is from the annotation of a GenBank genome assembly. Lineage: Eukaryota; Metazoa; Rotifera; Eurotatoria; Adinetida; Adinetidae.
AUGUUUUGGAUAUUUUUUGUUUUACUGGUAUUUUCUACUGGUGGUGGUAUUUUUAUCAGUAAAAUAGACAAUAACAUACUCAUCGGUAAUAUAUCUAAUUCAUUAUGGAAUAUAACACAAAAUCAAUGUAUAUGUGAAAUGACACAAUCAAACGGAAUCAUAUCGACAUUAAAUUAUUUUUCAACAAAUCAAACUUGUCAAUUAUUUUAUACAAAUGAUAGUUCGAUUUUAGUUGAAUCUAAUCUCAAUUCUUCUUUGAUAUUUACGAAUCAAUCAGCAAUAUUCAUAGCACAGAAUCAGAUCACUUCAACAGCAGCGUCAACAACAACAACAACAGUAUGUACUCAACCAUCCUGGUCACAAACUGCGACUACCAUAUUUGGCAGCCAAGCAGGUACAUCUGGCGCUAACCUUACACUUCUUUCUAAUCCAAUUGGAAUGUAUUAUGACGGUCCUAACAGUAUGUUAACAGUUGUGGAUUAUGGAAAUCAACGUGUUCUAAAAUUUUCUCUUAAUAAUCCGUCUUCAGUGGCAACAGUAAUUGCUGGAAGUAAUGGGGUUGGUUGCAACAUGAGUCAGUUUUAUUUGCCUAAUGGAAUAGGUGUCGAUAGUUCUGGUCAAUUGUAUGUAUCAGAUUACCAAUGCAAUCAGGUCGUUACAUUUCCAUCAAAUUCAAAUUCGACGACGUCUGGAACACUUCUAGGUUCUGUAGCUGGAGCAGCAUUGAUAUCCAUAAAUCAGUUAACUAAUGAUAUCUAUGUAGUAAGCUAUUAUGGUAAUGUAGUAUACAAGUUUGUUGGAGGUAGUGGAUCACCAGUGGUUGCAGCAGGUGGCAAUGGUAAUGGAAAUGCCUUAAAUCAGCUAUCAUACCCAGUUGGUGUUUACUAUGAUUAUUUAUAUACAAAUUCGUUGUACGUUGCCGAUAGUAGCAAUAAUCGUGUAUUGAAAUUUCCAUCAAAUUCAACAAGUGCAAAUUAUGGAACAGUUGUUGCUGGAGGUAAUGGACCUGGAAUUGGAGCGAAUCAGCUGAAUGAUUCAAGAUCUAUAGUGGUCGAUAGUAAUGGAACUCUCUAUAUAGCUGAUGCAGGUAACAAUCGUAUUCAACGUUGGCUGCAAAAUGCAACUAAUGGCACUACAAUCGUUGGUGGUACACAAGGAGCAGCAUCAAAUCAACUCAAUUGGCCUGAAACUGUCCUAUUUGAUAAAUAUGUUCAUCGAAAUCUCGACAGAGGAUUGAACAUCACAAGAAUUAAAACAACAUUACGGCAGCAUGAAAUCUCAUUUGCAGCAAUUAACAAAUCGAAAUCCGGGUCGACUCUCUAUAUUGGUAUUAAACAAGCUGAAAAUAUUAAUGAAUAUGAACGAAUUGUUCGAGAUUUAUUUACAAAUGAACAUUUCUUAAGGCGUGUCGCAACAUAG